Messenger RNA from Protopolystoma xenopodis, 324 nucleotides. NCBI's taxonomy places the organism in Eukaryota, Metazoa, Platyhelminthes, Monogenea, Polystomatidea, Polystomatidae. The record is from the annotation of a GenBank genome assembly.
CUUUUUUCGUACGGUAUUGACGAAGAGCUGGCUACCUCAGAAGCCGUGGGAACUUGUGUCCCCAGACUCAGUCAAUAUAACAGCUACGAUCUUGAGGCACCGACCGACCACUUCGCCGCGGUGGACCCGCUUCGUGAUGCAACUUUUCCUCGUCGAUCUGUCGAAGCCAGCGUAAAUGCAAAGACAAGGCGGUCAAAAGACGGACGGCGGCGAGCCAAUGGUGAGGCCAUCCUCCGGACAGAUAAUCGUGUAGCAGAGGUAGUUGAGGCAGAGACGUUGAUGGCCGAGCAGCAACAGUUGCCAAGGCGAAACCAGGUAGGCUGA